UCGAUGAAAGUUUUGGCACUGAUAUUAUUGAGUUUUUUUUACUAACAAGUGAAGUGACAAUUUUCAAUUGAUAAUUAUAAUAUUAUCCUGAUUUCAUAAUGACAAUAGUUAUUCUAUUUACAAUUGUAUUUUUGGGCUCGCUUACAUUUUCAGUACAAGCUCAACUUUACCAAUCAAACUAUGGACAGUAUCAAGAACAGGGAAUUCCGUUUAGGGAAAAUAAUGUUUUAGGUAAUCGGCCUAUAUUGCGUGAGUACGAUUUUAUUAUCAUUGGAGCAGGUGCAGGAGGCUGUGUGGUUGCAAACCGUUUAUCGGAACAACCAAAUUGGUCAGUUCUGUUAUUGGAAGCAGGACAAGAUGAGACUUUAUACACAGAUAUACCUGGAGCAGCAGAAUUACUGCAAGAAACGAAUUAUAAUUGGGGCUAUACUUCUGAACCCGUUAAAAACGGUUGUUUAGGUUAUAAGAAUAAGCGAUGUCCUUGGCCAAAAGGAAAAGGCAUGGGUGGAUCGUCUGUAAUAAAUGCUUUGCUCUACACAAGAGGAUUAAAGGAAGAUUAUGAUACGAUUGCGGCACUAGGAAAUUCUGGUUGGGCUUACAAAGACAUAUUGCCAUAUUUUUUAAAAUCUGAAAACAAUUCUAUACCAGAAUAUCAAGACUCACUUUUCCAUUCACAAAAAGGAAAUUUACAUGUUGAACGAGUUCGAUAUCGUUCACCACUUGUUGACAUGUUUAUUGAAGCCGGAGUUGAAUUAGGGUUACAAAAAAAUAUUGAUUAUACAGUCAAUCAAGAAUAUCUGGGAAUAUCACGAUCCCAAAUUACAACAAUAAAUGGACGCCGAGUAAGUGCAUCUAAAGCUUUUAUACAUCCGGCCAAAGAUCGUCAAAACCUUCAUGUGGCAAUAUUCAGCCAAGUAACAAAAAUACUCAUUGACCCUAAAACUAAAAAAACAUUAGGGGUGGAGUUUAUUAAAAAGGGAAAAAUUAGAACAGUAUAUUCUAAAAAAGAAGUAAUUUUAUCUGCUGGGCCAAUAAAUUCACCACAAUUACUAAUGUUAUCAGGUGUUGGACCAAAAGAUCACUUAAAACAUCAUGGUAUACCAGUUAUUCAAGAUUUACCUGUAGGACAGAAUUUACUUGAGCACUACGGCUUAAUCGGUUUGGAAUUCAUAGUAAAUCAAACAGGUCCGGUUCUGACUCGAAAAAGUGUAUCUGAUCCUCAUUUAUUUGAUGAAUGGUACAAAUAUGGCCGAGGACCACUCACUGUUCCAGAAGGAAGGGAAGGUGUAGCGUAUAUAAAAUCACCAGCAGGCAAACAGCAUGAGCUAGUAUUAACACCAAUAACUAAUAAACCGAACGUUUUCUACAUUAAUACAUUCUUGUUACAACCUGACAAUAGGGGAAGCGUAACCCUAAAAAGCAAUAACUCACUGCAGCCACCUAUUAUGUCCUUUAAUUAUUACGACAACAGUACCGACCUAGAAGAAAAUAUAUUCGCAGUUAAAUAUUCACUGAAAUUUGUAGAGAACACACAGGCAUUCCAAGGUUUUGCGGCUAAACUAAACCCAGUACCAUACCCGAAAUGUUCACAUUUACCAUUUAAAUCUGACAAUUAUUGGGCUUGCGUAUUAGUACACAUGACCGGUACAUCAAAUCACCACUGCGGUACGUGCAGGAUGGGAGAUGUCGUCAACGAAAAAUUACAAGUACUUGGAAUUUACGGAUUAAGAGUAGUGGACUCCUCUAUAUUCCCACACAUUCCAAGUACACAUAUGUAUGCUCCAACAAUAAUGGUUGGUGAAAAGGGAGCAGAUAUGAUUCGAAGUUAUUGGUCAAAAUAAUAGUAUGCUAGUUUGAAUUAUUUAUUAUACAUUUAAUUUAUAUUAAUUAUAUUUAGGUAUUUAUAUUUUUUUACAAUAGUUUUGAUAUAAAUUUAAUAAAUAUUAAAAUACAUGAACAUGGACAAACUAUUUUCACCUCCUUUUUUAUACAUAUUUAACGCAGUGUACUUUUCUAUUGCCUAUUUGUGAUGAGACACAUUUUUAAUAUUUUAAAAUUAUGUACAUGCUACCAGCAAAGUAUGAAAGCCGGACACCAUACACGAUGCCCGAACAUUUUGCGCAAUGUAAGAAUCAUCAUUUUAAUACUCCAAUAUAUACAUUGACCGGGCAUUAUACGAGAAUGCCGGCAAAGUGAAUAACUGCCCAGAUUCAAGUGGAAAAAUCAAAUAAAUAGCGCACUGUGCACACUUAAACGAAAUAUCUAAUUGCUUUCUUUAGCAACAAAAACCUAUACUGACAUGAAAUUUCGAUGUAUUUUAGGAGCCAAUUUC
Molecule: messenger RNA, 2332 nt
Organism: Myzus persicae (green peach aphid)
Lineage: Eukaryota; Metazoa; Arthropoda; Insecta; Hemiptera; Aphididae
Product: glucose dehydrogenase [FAD, quinone]-like
Exons: 3
Coding region: 99-1841 (580 amino acids)
Molecular function (GO): oxidoreductase activity, acting on CH-OH group of donors; flavin adenine dinucleotide binding
Source: RefSeq, a predicted model, not a curated record